Ogataea philodendri is the source of this 1026-nucleotide messenger RNA. RefSeq lists its product as uncharacterized. Gene Ontology annotation, cellular component: cell periphery; fungal-type vacuole. Bases 1 to 1026 code for a protein of 341 amino acids. The record is from RefSeq and is a predicted model, not a curated record. Lineage: Eukaryota; Fungi; Ascomycota; Pichiomycetes; Pichiales; Pichiaceae. Gene Ontology annotation, biological process: positive regulation of catalytic activity. The transcript has a single exon.
AUGUCUGACUCGAACACAGCACCGGCAAGUUCGGGGUCGGGUGAUAACUCGCAAACAUUGUCCAGCGGCAUGCAUUUGGGCCCUGAUGUCUUCCAAAAGACUCCCAAGCACUAUCGACACAAAAUCCAGCCGGUACCUGCGUACGUUCUCGAUGGAGUUGUCCGAGGAGACGAUACGUUCAGAUCCAAGGACCGAGACCUGGCGCUGGGCCCAACUUAUUGGAGCCGAUUUCUGUCAACUUUCAGAGCAACAGAUGCUUAUGCGCCCAAUCAAGUGAGCCAGACAAACAGCGACUCUGUGUUUGAUAGUUACCAACUGGACCAGGAGUGGAAGGGUGAGGAGAAAUUGAAUAGACUUUACUAUGGCGGACCGGAGUCGUCGUACAUGGACUCUGGAGAGUCCAACGGGAACAACUCCGGACCGUACGACAAGACAAAAUACCGGUCGCAUGCCGGCUUUUGGAUCUCUGAGAACAAGAAGGAAUGGAAACCCUGGCUCGGAGACAUCAUCAUGAACAAUUCGUACAUCCCGCUGUUUUUCAGAAUCUUCACUCUAUUUCUAUCAUGCGUUGCAUUAGGACUAGCUGCCAGAAUCAUUGUUCUGAGCAACCAUCUGAGCAACUCGGACCAUGUUUCGCAACAGCCCAGCUCAAUAAUGGCUGUGGUUGUGCAAUCGGUGGCGAUUCUCUACCUUUUCUACAUCAGUUACGACGAAUUCACAUCGCAACCACUUGGAUUAAGAGAUCCUCAGGCAAAGCUGAGACUGAUCAUGUGCGAGCUUUUGUUUGUGAUAUUCUCAUCGGCCAACCUUGCACUCAGUUUCAACUCGCUCUACGAUUCCAGAUGGGUCUGCACAGACAAUCAAAUGUCCUCCAGCAGUCCUAGCCUACUUGGCUCCAUCUGUGAUCGUCAACGCACAUUGGCCGCUUUCCUCUUCAUCAUCCUGGUUGUUUGGUGUAUCACCUUCACCAUUAGCAUCAUUAGAGUGGUGCAAAUGGUGAACAGAAACGAUCAAAGACUCUCUUAG